Molecule: messenger RNA, 789 nt
Organism: Angiostrongylus costaricensis
Lineage: Eukaryota; Metazoa; Nematoda; Chromadorea; Rhabditida; Metastrongylidae
Source: the annotation of a GenBank genome assembly
AUGACUAUGCAACAUAAUAGCCAGUUUUCAGUCAUUCAGUUUAGAUCCACUCAGUUCCUCAUUUCAUCGCGUUUCAGGACACCUCUUAACAAGCUCUCCAUGUCUGAAAUACUUCAACUAGUCAGGAAAGAAACGCAAAUUUACGCAAGAGCAAACGUAGACGGGAUAAUUGCUGAAAACAUGCACGACUUACCGUAUAUCAAGCAACCUGUUGGUCCAGAAAUCAUUUCGUCUAUGACAGUUGCUUGUCAAAAAGAUAUGCUGCUUGGUGUACAGAUCUUAGCCGCGGCUAACAAAGAGGCCUUGGCAGUUGCUCGCUGUACAGGUUUCGAUCUGAUACGUGCAGAAUGUUUUGUUUUUGCUCACGUAGCUGAUGAAGGAUGGAUGGACGGAUGUGCUGGAGAUCUCGUACGCUAUUCUCGUUCGAUUAACGCCGAUUCUAUCGCUAUUAUUACAGACGUCAAGAAAAAACAUUCAUCGCAUGCCGUCACUGGAGACUUGACAGUUGGUGAAGAGGCCCGAGCAGCGGAAUUGUUUCUUAGUGAUGGCAUCGUUGUGACAGGGCGAUGUACAGCAUGUGCACCGGAUUUGGGAGAUAUCGAAGUGCGAUCAACAUGCUCGUUGCCAAUAUUUGUGGGAUCCGGCGUCAACGUUUCCAAUGCUGAUCAAUUUGUAGGAGUGGAUGCUUUUAUUGUUGGUUCAGAUUUUAAAAAAGAUGGAAAAUGGAUGAACGAAUUGGAUAUAGAGAGAGUUAGGUCGUUCAUGAACAGAGUAAAUUCAUUUAAGUAG